GCGGUUCUGCCAUUUGUAUUGGCCCACGCCCGACGCGUGCGCGGCGCGUGAGCAUCCCCCAACUCCUUCCCCCAAAUCCGCCCCCCACCGCCGGCAAACCCCACCGUCUCCUCCCCGUAGCCGGCGGCCGCCCUCCGACGCCCCUCCUCCGCCGCCCGCUGGCGUCGCCGCCUGAGAUGAGCGGCAGCGCGGCGAAGCGCGUCGGGACGCCGCUCUGGCCGAGGCGGAGGGCAGCCCCAAGCGCCCGCGGAGCAGCCGCCACCCCUCGCUCUCCCCCUCGCCGUCGCAGGCGCGCUCGCAGGCGCCCUCGCCCUCGCAGUCGCGCUCGCGGUCGCGGUCGAGGUCGCGGCUUCCCCUGGCGCGGUCGUCGCCGCCGCCGUACAUAGGGUCGCCCUCCUACGCCCCGUACGACGACCGGAGCCCCAGCCGCAGCUACAGCCGCAGCCGCAGCCGCGUCUCAGAGGAGACGGACGGGAACGGGCGGCCGGUCUGGAGGCCGCACUCGUACCGGGAGCACAGCGGCGAGCACGGGGACGGCGAGUACAGCGUCCGCAUCGCCGACUACGACCGCCUCUUCGUCUGCCGGAGCUGCCACCGCAUGCUCUCCACGCCGGUCUACGAGUGUCCGGACGGGCAUGUCACCUGCUCGAGGUGCCGCGACAACAUCGGGGACAACCGCUGCAACUACUGCGCUGCCAAUGGCUGCGUGCGCAGCCGCGCCGUCGAGGAGUUCCUCGGCCGCAUCAGCUUCUCCUGCCGCAACCAGCAGUACGGCUGCGAGGUGUUCCUGCUGCACCAUGAGAUGCGCGUGCACGAGCGCACCUGCCACUACGAUCCCUGCUUCUGCCCCGUCCAUCGCUGCGGCUUCGCCGGCCCGGCCUACGACCUGGAGUCCCACCUCGCCACCAUCCACCGCUGGGAGGUGAUCAACUUCCGCUACGGCGAGAGCUUCCAGGCCCCUGCCUUUGACUCUGCCAUCUUCCGCUGCGAGGACUACGGCGAGCUCUUCCACAUCAGCAGCUCCCGCGAGGGCUUGGGCACCGCGCUCUCCAUGAUCUGCAUCCGCCCUGACAACGCCUUCGAGGAGGAGUUCACCUACGAGCUGAAGAUGCCGGCGGGUGGACGGCGCCACAGGCUGCAGAUUCAGUCGACCGUGUGGAACACUUCGCUGCGGUACGGGGUCGGUGAGGGGAGCGACGUCUUCCUGCUGGUCCCUGACAAGCUGCCCGGCGUCGAGAAUGGCUGUGUCGUGGAGGUGUGCAUCCGCAAGGUGGUGGCUGGUAACUAGCACAAGCUGUGUGCUGAUCUGGACCGUCAUUGUCGUUGUGGUUGCAGCAUUACCUGUCUGGUUCUAGGAUAGGAUUAAUGUCUGCCUGCUAGAGUUCUGUUCAUAGCCGAGUAAACUUGAGCGGCAUCCGUGUUGGUGAAUUCGUUAGUCGUCGAUGGAUCUUCUGGUAAGUGAGAUGGAAGCAUAGGCACCCCUUGCAGUCGCUGAUGCAGGAAACUGUCUGGAUAUUGUCUUUUCUGAGGAGGGUGAAUUGGGAUUUGCUGAAUUUGCUGUUAA
Molecule: messenger RNA, 1564 nt
Organism: Aegilops tauschii subsp. strangulata
Lineage: Eukaryota; Viridiplantae; Streptophyta; Magnoliopsida; Poales; Poaceae
Product: putative E3 ubiquitin-protein ligase SINA-like 6
Molecular function (GO): zinc ion binding
Source: RefSeq, a predicted model, not a curated record